Molecule: messenger RNA, 2844 nt
Organism: Rhagoletis pomonella (apple maggot)
Lineage: Eukaryota; Metazoa; Arthropoda; Insecta; Diptera; Tephritidae
Product: actin-binding protein IPP
Exons: 6
Coding region: 509-2401 (630 amino acids)
Molecular function (GO): protein binding
Source: RefSeq, a predicted model, not a curated record
AGAAGAAAAAAAAAAUAGGUUUUUAUAUUUAAUCCCUACUUUUUUCCGCUAAUGGACCAGAAUAACUUAAAUCUAAAGAAAAAUAGAUAAGCUGGCAACACUGUUAACACUGAGUUGCACUCCGAAGAAAAUGAAAAAUUUUAAGAUUUUCGUAAAACGACAAAGGCUACAUUUAUAAAAAUUUAUGUAAUAUUAAAAAAUUUACGCUUUCGAAGGGUCACAUUUACACGCAUAUACAAACAUGCGUCGAUACAUAUUUAGCAGUUCUCAUAGCAAGUGCAAGUAAUUCCAAAAAUCGCAAAAUUGGUAUCCCUAUGCAGUUGUCAAAAGUGAAAUCACGAUAAAAAUGCAAUGGGCGUUUAACAGUGAAUAAAACAAUUUUUUUUAAGAGUUGUAUUUGUUGAAAAAGAUUGAAAUUAAGAACGUUUACAAACCAACGUAAGCACAAGUGGAGAUAAAGCGCAUAAUCACCACAAAUAAACGGCGUAAGUCUACAAAUAGCAUUGCAAUGCCACCAUUGAAGACCUACUCACCGCACAACGAAUUCAAUGCAAACUGUCAUAAUGGUAAUAGUACCACUAACGCUGGGGAUGGUGAAAGUAACACAUCAACAGCUGCCUCAGCGGCAGCAUCAACCAUAACUGACGCAUGCGGCGCUAUGAGCAAUGCGGGUGCACAACGCAAUACUCUACCUUGUUAUAGCAACGCACAAUUUCCAUUCAAAGUGUUGGCUAAUUUAAAUCAACUGCGGGCAGAAUCUCGUUUUUGCGAUGUGGAAAUAGUUGCUGGUGGCAUUACAUUCAAUGCUCAUCGUGCAGUCUUAAGUGCAGCCAGCGCCUACUUUGAGGCAAUGUUCCGGCCAGAGCUUGGUUUAAAUGAAGUAAAUCAGAAAUCUGUAGUAUUGCACACUAUAGAUGGUGAAAUUUUGAGCAUUCUGCUGGAUUUUAUAUACACAGGGCGCUGUGAAAUUACACAGUCAAAUGUACAGGAGCUGCUAGCUGCAGCAGACAUGCUACAGCUACCGGAAGUUGUGGAUGGCUGUUGCGAUUUUCUUUGCCGUGAACUGCACUCCACUAACGCAUUGGGCAUUUUACGCUUCGCAGAAGCUCAUAAUUGUGAAACAUUAAAGAAGAGCGCUUUGAACUAUGUCCACUCUAAUUUUCCGGCGAUAACCCUUGAAGACGAAUUCUUAGACACACCACAAACCCUGCUGGCUCAGUUGCUCACUUCUGAGCAGCUGCGUGUCGAUUCGGAGUCCCAAGUUUUCCAAGCAGCUUUGCGAUGGAUAAAGCAUGAUGUUACCCAACGUCGCUGUUAUGUCUUCGAUACAUUGUCGCAUGUCCGGCUAGCUCUCGUUCCCGUCAAAGUAAUCGAUCAGGCUUUGAAAGACUGUCGGGAUAUGUCAGUUAAAAUUGCCUUGCGUUCCAUUUGUCGCGACAUCGCAUCGAAGCGAGGUCAAUUGGUGCCACUGCGCGUUUGUCCACGCCAACAAGCCAAAAAGAAUAUUUAUAUUAUUGGUGGCUCCAGACGUGAGUCUCAGCGUGAUUGGACACCAUCCGAUUGCAUUUUCGAAACAGUUGCGAAAUUCGAUAUCUUUAGACGUGAGUGGUCAGAAACGGCACCCAUGGAAAUCGGUCGCAUUUUACCUGGCGUGGCGGCGUUAAAUGGCAAAAUAUACGUAAUUGGCGGUGAGCGGGGCUCACAAAUCCUUGCUAAUGGUGAGGUAUAUGAUCCGCAAACCGAUGCCUGGACACCCAUUGCACCAAUGAUUGUGCCUCGUUGUGAAUUUGGCUUGUGCACAAUCGGUGGAACACUGCUGGCGGUGGGCGGCUGGUUAGGCGAUGAUAUAGGCGGUUCCAUUGAAUGUUACGAUCCAGAAAAGGAUGCCUGGAACAAGUUGGGCGAUUUACCAGAACCGCGUUUUAGCAUGGGCGUAGUCAGUUUCGAAGGGCUUAUUUACAUUGUAGGUGGGUGCACAACUUCCAGUCGCCAUUUGCCAGAUUUAAUAAGUUUUAAUCCAAUAACUCAAGAUUGGCAACCGAUGGCGCGAAUGCGCACGGCACGCUGUCAAAUGGGCGUCGCUAUUCUCAAUCGUUAUCUUUACGUUGUGGGUGGUAACAGUAGCUCCCAAGAUGUGUUGAGUACCGUUGAGCGUUAUAGCUUCGAUGAAAACAAAUGGGAAAGUGUCUGCUCGAUGUCGGUGCCACGAGCUAUUCCCGCUGUAGCAGCCGCAGAUGGCCUCCUCUAUGUGGCUGGUGGGGAUCAACCAUGCGAAGAUAAUUUUUAUCGCGCUCAUAUUACAAUCAACGCCGUGGAAGCGUACGAUCCGUUGACUGAUACUUGGAAGAAUUGUCCCGAUUUACCCGUAGGGCGCUCGGAGGCUGGCGCUGUUGUUGUUUAACGUCGGUCCAUGCAUAUCUCCGUGACAAUUGUGGGCAAUAACAACUGGAUUUGUAUUGUUGUACUUCAAAAUUAUGAAACUGUCUUCAAAACGUUUACUAUCUGUAUCUGUAAAAUUAAGCUUACACCUUUUUCGAACUUUUUCGCCCCCAUCAAAUAUGCUCAUAAAUUUUUUUCAUAAACACUGUACUAAAUUGGGUAUUUGCAUUUUAUAAAAACCCUACUCCUGUUUAUUAUUUUUUUUUUUUUGUAGAAAAACUGCACAAAACAUGUCAAUGAACUCAAAUUAACCUCGCGCUUUUAAACAUAUACAUACGUCUACAAUGUCAUUUGAUAUUUCAGUUCAAACUUUUUUUAAACCAAAGGCCUGAUUUUAUAAAAACUUAUUUCUGAUAGUGAAACCUUUAGUUUUAAGACCGUUAAAAAGUUCACUUGAGUGUGCGA